This is a messenger RNA of Fusarium coffeatum, 864 nucleotides long. RefSeq lists its product as uncharacterized. Gene Ontology annotation, biological process: protein histidyl modification to diphthamide. Gene Ontology annotation, molecular function: diphthine synthase activity. The transcript is spliced from 3 exons. The record is from RefSeq and is a predicted model, not a curated record. The coding region runs from base 1 to 864 and encodes 287 amino acids. Lineage: Eukaryota; Fungi; Ascomycota; Sordariomycetes; Hypocreales; Nectriaceae.
AUGCUGUACCUCGUGGGACUUGGUCUUUCAGACGAGACAGAUAUUACUGUCAAGGGUCUGGAAGUUGUCAAGAAGGCUUCCAGAGUUUACCUCGAGGCAUACACUAGCAUCCUGCUCGUCGAGCAGUCCGUCUUGGAAUCAUACUAUGGACGCUCUAUCACAGUAGCCGACCGUGAGAUGGUCGAGUCCAACAGCGACGAGAUCCUCCGCAAUGCGCAGAACGAAGAUGUCGCAUUCCUUGUCGUUGGAGAUCCCUUCGGUGCCACAACGCAUACCGACCUCGUUCUUCGUGCACGAGAGCUCGAGAUUCCCGUCCGAACAGUCCCCAACGCCUCAAUUAUGUCCGGUAUUGGCGCCUGCGGCCUUCAGCUCUACAACUUUGGUCAGACCGUGUCCAUGGUCUUCUUUACAGACACCUGGAAGCCCGCCUCAUUCUACGAUCGCAUAAAGGAGAAUCGCCAGAUUGGACUUCACACGUUGGUCCUAGUGGACAUCAAGGUCAAGGAGCAAAGUCUCGAGAAUAUGGCCCGUGGUCGCCUGAUCUACGAGCCCCCUCGCUAUAUGACCGUAGGCCAGUGUGCUCAGCAAAUGCUUGAAAUCGAGGAGGAGCGCAAAGAAGGCGUAUACACCAAGGAUAGUUUGGCCAUCGGCGCUGCCCGUGUAGGAGGCAAGACUGAGAAGUUCGUGGCUGGUACAUUGGAAGAACUUUGCUCUACUGAUGAGGAGCUUGGUCCCCCUCUUCACAGCCUUGUUCUUCUUGGACGAAGGACACACGAGCUAGAGCUCGACUACGUGCGACAGUUUGCUGUUGACAAGGAGAAGUGGGACAAGCUAUGGAAUGCCGAAUAUGGAAAGCAGCUUUGA